Molecule: messenger RNA, 390 nt
Organism: Tilletiaria anomala UBC 951
Lineage: Eukaryota; Fungi; Basidiomycota; Exobasidiomycetes; Georgefischeriales; Tilletiariaceae
Product: translation initiation factor SU
Exons: 2
Coding region: 1-390 (129 amino acids)
Biological process (GO): translational initiation
Cellular component (GO): eukaryotic 43S preinitiation complex
Molecular function (GO): ribosomal small subunit binding; translation initiation factor activity; RNA binding
Source: RefSeq, a predicted model, not a curated record
AUGAGCAUCCAAAAUCUCGCCAGCUACGACCCCUUUGCCGACACCGGUGACGACCCUGGGCUUAGCAGUAAGCAAGCAGGUGUCGAAGCGGGUGUAGCAGACGGCGGUGCCAAAAAGAAGGCCCCGCAGGAUCGGUACAUUCACAUUCGCAUUCAACAGCGCAACGGUCGCAAGACCUUGACCACGCUUCAGGGCCUCCCCAAGGAAUAUGACCCGAAGAAGCUGAUCAAAGCCUUCAAAAAGGAAUUUGCAUGCAACGGAACCGUCGUCGAUGACGAGGAAUCCGGUCAGGUCAUCCAGCUGCAAGGCGAUCAGCGUCAGAAGAUCAGCGUUUUUCUCGCGGACGAAGUCGGCAUCCCUAAGCAGGAGAUCAAGGUGCACGGAUUCUAA